GAUAUAUCUAGAUAAAUUUUUAGAUAGUUGAAUAAAAUCAUUCUUUUCAUGUAAAAAUUCACCGAUAGGGAAGCUAACGUACCCUCGCCGCCGAUUUAAUUGAAAUGAACGAACCGCAGCCGGUUCGUCGCGUCGCGCGUUUGCUUCGAGAGUGCCGUUGAAGUUAUCGGACUAAUAACUUUUCAUAAAAUAUUCGAUGGAAUUGUAGUUCUACGCGAAAGACUUUGAUAAAUAAUUAGUCCGCGCGCGAUUAUAGAGUAUUAUUCGCGAGUGUUUUACGCGAGUGUCCUGUGCGAGAGGAUGUCAACCCAAUUCUGAGAGGAGGAGGAGAUCUGGAAGAGACAUCAGACAUCGGUGGAGCAACUUUGCGAAUCAUCGUAGCGAUAUUGCAGUUGUAACUCCACUGUUGCGCAUCGGUCGGAACGCAUGAUUGUCAAAGAUCUAUAACUUGUACUAAUGUACUACAUGACGAGUCGUUUGCAUGACGAUGGAAUUACGUACGAAACAGACGUUUGUACGUUCGUAUAGGAUUGAUGACGCGACAAGACGAUGCUACUCGCCAGAAUAUUAUUCGAUCGCUACAGGAUUCCAGGAUGACACACAGGACGAAGUAUUCUCGGAUACAGACAUUGCACGAGAGACUGGUGACAGAGGAUGGGAGAUCCACCAUAUUAAGGUGACCAGAGUCCCAGGUUAUGGCUUUGGAAUAGCUGUGUCAGGAGGUUGUGAUAAUCCUCAUUUCACUAAUGGCGACCCAGCGAUUGCAAUCUCCGAUGUGCUCAAAAACGGCCCAGCUGAAGGCAAAUUACAAGUGAACGACCGUAUUAUCUCCGCCAAUGGAAAAUCGUUGGAAGGCGCCGAUUAUGCAAAAGCCGUGCAGGUUCUGCGGGAUUCUGGUUCUACCGUUUUACUAGUUGUUAAACGAAGAGCUUUCUCGAAUUCACCCAGUUGUUUAGGCAGCGGAGUACCUCAAAGUCACCGGCUUACACUCACGCGAAACAACAAAAAGGAUGACUUCGGCAUAGUUCUGGGAUGCCGAUUGUACGUGAAGGAGGUUACGCGAGAGAAUAUCGGAGUGAAAACCGGGGACGUGUUAACCCGAAUAGGUAGCGUCGCUGCCGACAAUAUGAGUCUGAAGGAAGCUAGAAAGCUGAUGGACCAGUGUAAAGAUAGACUCUCGAUUGUAAUUACGCGAGAUAGCUCGUGCUGUCAUGUGCAGCAACAAGGUAAAGGGGAUAGUGGUGAAUACCUGUCGGGCGCAAGUUACAGUAGUCAGAACUUAUACGUUCCGCCACCCACGAGGCAGCCCUUAGAAGAUAAGAGUAAUCUCGUACCAAGGGGCCGCUCGCGGGGUCCGCUGAUGGACGUAUCCCUGAGUCAGCUAGAUCUACCAGCUACGCCCACCGUGGAUCCACCUAGACCACCUCCACCGAGAGCGGAAGAUUAUUAUAGUACGCGUAGACAAUUGUACGAUGAAGAUUCGGUUUCGCCUCGGACGAAACAGCCAAUGCCGGAUCCUCGAUUCAUUACAUUUCAAAAGGAAGGAUCCGUAGGCGUACGAUUAAGCGGUGGCAAUGAAACCGGGGUCUUCGUAACUGCAGUUCAAGCGGGAAGUCCUGCAUCUCUUCAGGGUCUUCAGCCAGGAGAUAAAAUUCUAAAGAUAAAUGAUAUGGAUAUGAAGGAAGUCACGAGGGAAGAAGCCGUACUAUUUCUUCUUAGCUUGCAAGAACAAAUCGAUCUUAUCGUGCAACAUCGACGUCAGGAAUAUGACCAAAUUGUUGCAUCCGGCAGAGGCGACUCUUUUCACAUAAAAACUCAUUUCCAUUAUGAGCAACCGCAGAAAGGUGAGAUGAGCUUUCGCAGUGGCGACGUCUUUCAUGUGGUGGACACUCUUCACAACGGCGUCGUAGGAUCCUGGCAAGUUUUCCGAAUUGGACGAAACAAUCAAGAGGUACAAAAGGGCAUCAUACCUAAUAAGGCUCGGGCUGAGGAACUUGCAACCGCACAGUUCAACGCUACGAAGAAAGAGAUGAGUGCCAACGAGAGCAGAGGUAGCUUCUUCAGGAGAAGAAGAAACAGUCACAGACGCUCGAAAUCUUUAGGAAGGGACCAUUGGGAUGACGUAGUGUUCUCUGAUAGCGUAAGCAAAUUUCCGGCUUACGAACGUGUGAUCUUAAGACAUCCUGGAUUUGUCAGGCCUGUCGUUCUCUUUGGACCUGUAGCCGAUCUUGCUAGGGAAAAGCUUUUAAAAGAUUUCCCUGAUAAGUUCACUUCGCCACAAAUGGAAAGUCAAAUGGAAGAUGGUACGGGAAAGAACACCAAAACAUCCGGCAUCAUUCGCCUGAGCGCUAUCAGGGAAGUGAUGGACAGGGGCAAACAUGCGUUGCUUGACAUUACUCCGAAUGCCGUGGAUCGUUUAAAUUACGCUCAAUUUUAUCCGAUCGUCAUUUUCCUAAAGGCCGAAACGAAGCAAGUCAUCAAAGAGAUGAGAGCUGGCAUACCAAAAUCAGCCCACAAAAGCAGUAAAAAACUUUUGGAGCAGUGUCAAAAGCUUGACAAGAUCUGGGGACACGUAUUCAGCGCGGUGAUCACGCUCAAUGCACCGGAAGCUUGGUACCGGAAGCUGAGAGAGCUCAUCGAUCGCCAACAGCAAAGUUCGCUGUGGAUGAGUCAAACCAAGCCGGAAGAAGCUCUCUCGGAUGACUUCCUAUUCCCGAUGACUUCUCGCCUCUCCUACGCUUCCUCUCCGGAGAGCGAUUUGGAGCUGAGCCCAGCACCCGUUAUCCCUGGUACUUUGGGUCCACCAUCGCGGUUAAAAAGUAGUUCCGAUCCGAGUAUUGCUACUCAAGACGAUACUACUGCACCGCCACCGUAUUCGACGAAUUAUCAGCAAUCGUUCGAACAGCAGAAGAGAAGAUCCCAAGGAGUAGGCGAUAGUAAAUACGGCUUCUCCUUAUCCGGUCAAAGGAGCAAUCAGUCUGGCUCGCCGGAAUAUCUGGGCAGCUCCUUCGAGCCUAGAUCUCCUCAUCAUAGUCCACCGGACCUUCCACCACGAGUUGAUCGAAAUGCAAAGCCGAUUAAUCAAACGCCACGGGGAACGAUAGGGCGAUCCGCUCAGGAACGUCUAGGAGUGAAUAAAACUGACUCAAUUCUAGAUAUGGGGAAUUACAUCAAUGCGACUCCUCACAAAGCAAAUGCUACAUCAUCUUUGGAACGGGCUCAACCGAAAGCGGGAAGUUACGACAGUAUGUCUUCCUAUGAUUCGUACAACAAUACUAAUGGGAACGCGAACUAUGGGAUAGCGAAUUUAAACACGUCGACAGGUCGUUUGGGCCCAAAUGUACCUGAUGAUCUCAAAAGCAGCAACACACCAGCGAGAGCGCACGAUCCGUAUAGAUUCACUAGAUCUACAGUUCAGCCCAUUUCCACGCAGGACGCUCAAACGCGAACUGAUUAUGCCAAAUAUAGCCGAUCCACCGAUUACAAAUCGAUACCAAUUUCACAAAACAAACCGCCGGGCACUUAUAAACCGAUUCCACCUCCAAAGCCGAAGAAUUACAGGCCACCUCAAGCGUCGCUUGCACAAACGGAGAACAACGGAAACGAUGGGAGUAAUUCAUAUCAACACUCGAAGAGUUAUUCUAUUGCUACGUCACAUGUACAUAAUGGGGUAGAAAGCAACAGUAACGUGCAACGCAACAGCGGUCAGUAUUACUACAACAUCCCGCCACCCGGUCGUCACAACGACGGAAAUAUUGUGAAUUCACAUCACAAUUUAAGUCAUCUUACGUCGCCGACACACAGCCACAGCCUCAGUCACACACAUUCUCACUCAAGUCCACCGGUAACUACCACACAUUCCCACAGCAACAGUACCGGCCAGAUCAGUCUCGGUUUGCCUCAUAACCGGAACAGUACGAAUCACAAUGGAUAUAUGCACGGUAAUAACCACGCUCCCGCAGGUCCGCUCUAUCCCACCGCUAAUCCUGGGCACAAUAGGGAACCCAGCGGUCUGGAUCUGGCUGGUAGCCGAGAGCAAAGAGGAAGCGCUUUCGAACUCUACCGAAAGCCGGUCCAUCAUUACAAUAUGAGGUGAGUGUAGGCGUGAAUAGAGAAGAAUUUACUCGGAAGAGAAAACUGAAGAAUGCAGCGAUAAUCUCGCUCAUAUUUUAAGAACGUGAAAUGAUCGAUCUUGUCCUUUGCACGGGCAUUAAUAUUUUUAAAAGCGCAAAAUCUUGGAAUAUGAAGGAAUUAAAAAAAGAUUCUCCUAUUAAUUAGAAAUAAUAUACGAUGUUAAUUAUGCGAUACAAACCGGUUUUUUUUACUUUUGCAAUCUUUCUUUAGUAUUUUUCAAUCCCGUCGAAUGUAGUUCAGUAGGAAUGUUGUUAUAUGUUACAGUUAACGUGUAUCCUGAUGCAAGACUAAUUAUAUUAGAAUAAAUUAACGAAUUUAUUGGAGUGUGCAGAGGAAUGAAUCGUGCAAUGUUGUAAACAUAGAUAAAAGAAGAAACGAAGUUGUGCGUUAGCUAAUACGUAAUAUUACGAAGAAUAUGUGCCUUUUAAAAAAAUUAAAUUUUGAUUAUAAAAAUAUCAUGACACCAACGAAACGAACGUUUUUUUUUUUUUUACUUAACAAAGUACUUAAAUACGUUAUACACGAAGAACAGAUUUAGAACGA
Messenger RNA from Acromyrmex echinatior (Panamanian leafcutter ant), 4677 nucleotides. RefSeq names its product zonula occludens-like protein polychaetoid (gene pyd). Gene Ontology annotation, biological process: protein localization to cell-cell junction; cell-cell adhesion; cell-cell junction organization. Gene Ontology annotation, molecular function: cell adhesion molecule binding. The record is from RefSeq and is a predicted model, not a curated record. Gene Ontology annotation, cellular component: plasma membrane; bicellular tight junction. NCBI's taxonomy places the organism in Eukaryota, Metazoa, Arthropoda, Insecta, Hymenoptera, Formicidae.